Nelumbo nucifera (sacred lotus) is the source of this 996-nucleotide messenger RNA. NCBI's taxonomy places the organism in Eukaryota, Viridiplantae, Streptophyta, Magnoliopsida, Proteales, Nelumbonaceae. The record is from RefSeq and is a predicted model, not a curated record.
GGCAAUGUCUGGCUAUUUCCUAACUUCCCGCCUAUAAAACGCUCGUCUAAUUUCACCGUCUCAUCCACCGGAAAGUCCGUGUAGGCUUUGAUUUUCCGGCGAUCGGAGAAAUGAGUUACGAGUCAGACGGCCUUCGAAGGAAGAAGCCGCCGGAGCGGCGGAUGAGGGAGAUUGAAGUGUUGAUCCACUCGGCGCAGGACCUGAAGAAUGUGAAGCAUGUGACCAAGAUGAGAGCAUACGCGGUGGUGUACGUGGAGCGGGAGCACGUGGCGAAGACGAAGGUGGACGAAGAGGGAGGCGUGGACCCGACGUGGAACGAGGUGGUGAAGGUGAAGUUUCACGAAGACUUGUCGGAGGAUGACGUCAUGUCAGCUCUCAACGUCGAUAUAUAUGCUCACGGGCACAUCAGGGAGAAGCCGGUCGGGAGUGCGAGGGUGUUGCUGUGCGACGUGCUCAAGGGCGGAGACGCAUCGGAGCCGGCGGAUAAUCCGAUUCAGUGCAUGGCGAUUCAGGUGUGGAGGCCGUCCGGGCGGCCGCAAGGGCUGCUCAAUCUCUGGGUCCCGCCCACCGGUAGGUUUCUUAUUAGGCGGGACUCGUUGUCUUUUAGCGUGAAGGACGAGGUAGUUGCUCCGCCGUGACGGGAUAUGCUCCUCACAAAUGGGCGCCUCACACGGGAGAUGUUCUCAAUGCAUGGUAGGAUCUGCGUGUGAGGCGCCUGUGAGGCGCCAGUUGUGAGGAGCAGAUCCGGUCUCUGCUCCGCCGCAGGUGGCGGAGAAUCCUUAGGGCGACGACCGAGAGUGAGAGCGGGGCUGGGGGAUUGCUUGUCGUUUCUGGCCAGUGCCAAGAGGAUAAGUUAGGAGAAUACUUAUAUGAUGGUUCAUAGAGGUACGGUAUUAGAUAGCUGCAAUUCAAUCCUAGCCGUGGUCAUUGGAUCAAUUUAAUAAUGUAAAUCAGUAUUCAAUAUUCAAUUCUAAAGAAGUAUUUCCAUUUUUAUGA